This is a messenger RNA of Rhipicephalus sanguineus (brown dog tick), 4087 nucleotides long. It is a transcript of the gene Rhp, whose product is annotated as rhophilin-2. Gene Ontology annotation, biological process: negative regulation of stress fiber assembly; signal transduction. The record is from RefSeq and is a predicted model, not a curated record. The transcript is spliced from 15 exons. NCBI's taxonomy places the organism in Eukaryota, Metazoa, Arthropoda, Arachnida, Ixodida, Ixodidae. Bases 367 to 2334 code for a protein of 655 amino acids. Gene Ontology annotation, molecular function: protein binding.
UUAUCCGUUCGCACCACUGGCGGCGCUCGUCCUGGGAAGCCAGACGCAUCCCACCCGCGACAGCGAUCGAACCUGAAACGAUACACCGCGCUGCGAUCCGUCGCCGCGACAUCCGAGCAGUCCGGGAGGACGUCGCCGACACCGCGUGACGACGGCACCCCAGACCGCUGCUGGACAGGACGCACGUACUUCCGGACCUUUGGAACCCCGCGAGUCAUGUCUCCGUGCUUCGAAAGUGCGGGACGCUGAUCGUGCAGCUUCGACUGGCAGCCUGCUCGCUGCACCAAAAAUCACGUCCGUGGAACUUUUUUUUCUUCUUGUUUGCUUCGUUCUUGGGGCGGACCACACCGUGUGACCACCUGAACGAUGGCUUCCAGUCUGCGUUACCCUCAGUUCCGUAAACGGGGCUCGGAUCCCCGGGCUGCCACGUGCCGAGGCAAGCUGCAGUACCGGCGCUCCAAGAUCAACCAUGAAAUUACCAAACAGAUGAUGAUGCGCAACGGAGCAGAAAAGCUCUUUAAAGCUACGACAAACAAGAAGCUUCGUGAGACAGUUGCUCUGGAGCUGAGCUUUCUCAACUCAAACCUCCAGUUGCUGAAGGAGCAGCUGGCUGAACUCAACAGCUCUGUGCAGAUCUACCAGAGUGAGAACCAGUCUCAAGUGGUACCAAUGAUCCCUCUUGGCCUCAAGGAGACCAAAGACAUUGACUUCAAAGAGCCUUUCAAGGACUUCAUUAUGGAGCACUACAGUGAAGAUAGUUCUGUGUAUGAUAGCGCCAUUCAGGAAUUCAUGGAUGUUCGGCAGGCUGCCCGCACCCCAACACGGGACCAAGCCGGUGUUCAACUCUUGUUUGAGUACUACAAUCUGCUUUAUUUUGUGGACAGGCGUUUCUUCCCACCCAAUCGUAGCAUGGGCAUCUUCUUUGAGUGGUUUGACUCACUAACUGGAGUUCCAAGCACACAAAAGACAGUUGCCUUUGAAAAAGCCAGUGUGUUGUUUAACAUUGCAGCUCUCUACACGCAGAUAGGUGCAAAGCAAGACCGCGGGAAAAGCACAGGAAUUGAUUCUGCAGUAGACAGCUUUCUGCGAGCAGCUGGUAUGUUUUGUUACAUACGGGAGAACUUUAGCAAGCCACCUAGCAUGGACCUAAGUGCUGAAACAUUAGAAGUGCUGACUCAUGUAAUGCUGGCUCAGGCACGAGAAUGUCUCUUUGAAAAGCUGAUCUUGGGUAAUGUAGAAAAGCAAGGAGUCAUGACUUGCAUUGAAGUGGGCCAAGAAGCAGCAGAGGUUGCCGAGGUUUAUGCCCAAGUGCACAAGCUGAUCUCGAUGCCUCCUGUCAAGGACUAUGUACCUUACUCGUGGAUUAGCCUUAUCCUGGUAAAGGCUGAACAUUACCGUGCAUUAGCACACUAUUAUGUUGCCGUAGGGCUUCUUGAACACUCAGGGGACUUGGAUGAGACCUUGAGGCGAUCCCUUGAGUUCCUGCAUGUUCAAGAGCAGAGCAAUUCAACAUGCAUUGACAUCAGAGUGCCCCAAACUUUGGAUGAGAGACGACAGCUAGGUAAGGCCCACUUACGUGAGGCUCUCCUACUGCAUGAAGAGGCAUUGCGUCUUCACCGCAUGUGUCGCCAACUGCGUCAAGUCGACAACUUGCUAGGGCGCCUCCGGGCUGACCAUGAUGCUGCCUUGCAACGGUAUGCUGACCUCGAGGAGGAAGAUGACUUCCAGGAGGUGUUAGACCCACCACAAAUUCAAGCUUCCACAAAGUAUCAGUUGACUCUGACAUCUCCUGAUUUCACUCAGUACAAAGUAAAGGACCUCUUUCAUGGGCUGGGUCCAAUCAGUAUCUUCUCUGCCAGGCACCAUUGGUCAGCAUCCCGUGCUGUGCACCUUACCAAGAAGGGGAAGGAAAGCUUUGGUUUUAGUGUUCGAGGAGAUUCCCCGGUUAUUGUUGCUGGUGUCGAGGCCUGCAGCCUUGCAGAGCUGGCUGGUGUGAAAGAAGGGGAUUUCAUUGUUGCAAUUGGUGACCUCGAUACCAAGUGGUCAACACAUGAAGAGGUGGUACAGUUAAUAAGAAAAGCUGGCGAUGAACUGACUCUGCGUGUCAUCACACCCAUGGAUCGUAGCUAUCUACGACAGAGCCCAGCAUCGUCGACCACCUCAUCGUCUGGUGUGAGCUCAAGUGGUUCAAGCAGAGUACAGAGUCCCAAUGGUUCUAUUGCCAGCAACAAAAGCAAGGACAGUCACAAACGGCUGACUUGGAACUUCUUCCGACGUGGAACGUCUAAGGAGAGGCGGGAAGCUGGUUAUGAUGCCAACAUUUUGCUGCGCUGAGAGCAUCACUGCACUACACACAACUGGCAUUGAUGUCAUACCCAGUGGCCGCUACCAAGGAACCAAGUGUGCAUGAAAAAGCAUCCAUGUUAAAAGGACAAAGUUAACGGAGUUGUUAUACUCUAGUGCUGUAACUACGUUGCGCCCAUUUUAGGGUUGCUUUUGAUGAGCUGUGCUCAGCCUUGAACUUUCAAGAUAUGGGGACUGACUUGUGCUAUGGCAAGAAAUUUGAAAAUCUUUGUUAGUGUUGCCAACUGUGUCCAAGAUCUGCUGCAUUUGCUAUUAUUACUGCUGUCUGUUGCAAAUUUUCGCACUGACAAGAAGUGACUUUCAGUUCUGCAACUUUUUUUGCUGUUAGCACUCAUUUCAGCUUUUACUGUUUCACAGGAAAUUGUGGUAUUGUACAGAUAUAUGAAGGAAGCAGCUACGAUAGUCAUUGGAGGCAAUUUGUAAAUUGUUUUGCUUGUUUUGUAUUCAUGUAAUGAUUAAGAGGUGUGUGAAAUAUAAAGGACUUGCAUGCUUGUGCUAAGAGUACCAUCCUUCUGAACAGAAGUAUCAUAGCACUUGUGCCAUUUUUGGUUAUUUGACUGCUGCAGCCAUGCCAAAUGUGGAAAUCACAUGACUAAUAAUUCACGCAUAUCCUCCAACUGUGUUUAACAGUAGUUGAAAUUUAGUGGUCUGUAGACAUUGGGCCCUGGCUUGCCGAGAGUCAAAUCUAUCAAAAUGGGUAUAAACUGGGCAUCUCUUUGUGCAGUAUUAGUGCAUUAGUUUCACUCAAAUUUUGUUUCACAAUGUUAGUUCUAACUGUGGUCUACUUGUACACCUGGAGCAUCAUGAAAUUACAUUUUCAAUCAUAGUCAUUGCACUAAGCUUCAUUUACUCAUCCUAUAUAAUUGUGAAAAAAGCAUUUGACAUACUGAUACAAUUUGUUGUGCAUAUUAUUAACCACUGUUGUGUUUGAUACAGAUAAUUUCUGCCGUGUUGUGACAAAACAACAGAACUGGAUGUAUUUCUGCACAUGCUUUGCAUUAUGCAGCAGUACAUUCGAAAAGGCUGUAUACCUUGCUUGCAGGGUUCUGCCAAGAGGGCUUCAGUAGCUCGCCAUUGAUGGUGCUGUACCUCACCUUCAUAGUAGGGUUUUCACCCAUUCUUAAGACAAACUGGAAGAAACUGUGGACUCAUAGUAAAUUGCACAUAUUUGUUAUUUGCAGCAUUUAAAUUUUCACGCACACUUAUUAUGGCUGUUCAAAGCAUAUAGCAUGAUUAAUUUGAAACUGGUGUAUGUGAUUACUUUUGUUGAUCAAAGAUAAUGAUGUUCAGCAUGGAAGGAUUGGAUGAGUUUUUACUACACACUGAUGAACUCGUGAGGAAGCAGCCAACGUGCUGCAGGAAGUCAUACAGUUUGUGUGGUGCUUAGAAGGGCAUCACCAACAGUGUCAAGAUAUAUAAUGUACAUACUGUACAUAUGGACAACCUAAGGCAUACUCUAUUUUUACACCAAUGCUAGCUUUGUGACAUUAGAUGCUUGUUUUAUUGCCUUUUAAAACACUUCGACAUUGCUUUUAUAACAUAUAUUUGGCUUCAGCUGAUGCUGUGUACUAAUUACAAAUUAUAGACAAACAAAUUUCAAGGCUUCUGUAAUUAUUGUUACUUUCUUAAAAUAUGAUUGCAUUUCAUGGAGUUGUGAGUCGUUCUCUUACAAUAUAUGAAAAUCAAUUCAACAUAGCAGUGAAAUAAAGCACUUAUAUUUGAA